AUGAUGGACUAUGUCCGCAAAGCAGCAAGCGCCAUUGAAGAGUCCUUGGGCGUGGGGUCAAGCGCUGCAUUGGUACUCACGUUCCUGAUCGUCCUGAUUAGCGUCUAUGUGACUUUGCAGGUAUUCCAAGUUCUGAGCGGGUCGGCGAUUCGAACGCGGCGCUCACGGGGAAAUGCAGCAUUACUUCUAGGUCAAUGCGGAUCUGGCAAGACCGCUGUAUUUUUCCGACUCCGCGAUGGCGAGGAGGUGCAAACAGUCUCCUCAUUGUCGGCUUCGCGUGACAGCUUUGAGAUCAAGGCCGGCGAGGCACAUGAUCAGAAACUGGGCCCUUUGGAGGUGGUGGACUUUCCCGGCCAUUUACGAAUGAGAGGGAAGGCAAACGAUAUGGUCAAGGAGGCCCGGUGCAUAAUCUACAUGGUUGAUGCCGAAGACAAACCCAAGCUUAAGGACGGUCAUCGAUGA
Messenger RNA from Symbiodinium pilosum, 462 nucleotides. NCBI's taxonomy places the organism in Eukaryota, Dinophyceae, Suessiales, Symbiodiniaceae. The record is from the annotation of a GenBank genome assembly.